CGGUGUCCAGUAUUUAGUUAUAAUUGAUUUCUAAUUUGUCCACGAUUUCUUUGAUAGUUAAAUUUGAGACGGUUGGGCAGAAUGUAUAGAAAGACAAAGCGAUCUAUUAUAUUUCAUCCUUUGACUUCAUUCCUGUAGUAUGUGCUUGUAUUUUUUGUAGUGUUUGGCGGUGUGUGGAUUAUAAAAAAAAUGUGAAUUUACAAUUUUAUCUUGUGUAAACCCAUCUUGGGUUAAUUUGAAUAAUAAGAAAAAUAAAUGUAAAACAUUAUAUCUGCAUAUUACAAUGGCAGAAUUAAAAGGUACUGAGGUGAUUGAGCUAGACUCAGACGAAGGAGAGAUACAAAUAAGAAAUGAAAAUCUGAAAAGGAAAGACAUUGCACCGUGUCAUGGAAAUUGUAUUAACUUUGUUUGUACUUCUGGUUUAAAUAUGAAAAUCGCACCUAGCUUUGCUUGUGCUUAUUAUGGAGUUAAUAGAUGUAAGAAAAAAAAACGCUUAAUAUGUGAAAAAUGUUUUGAAGAUUCUAUUACUCAUCAGCAGCAACUUGUGUCAGCAUUGAUAGCUAAAAAGCCAUUGUUACAGUGUGAUUUUCCUGAUCAUACUAUGGAAGUUGAAAUCUCUGAUAGUGAUGAUUCUGAUGAUGAAAGAAGUAAAGUAAUGGAACAAGAAGAUAAUUAUUUACCUGAGAAUGUAUUAUCUGACAUAAAAGAAAAAAUCGAUGAUGCUUUAUUAUCUAUCUUUAAUAAGUAUGACAUUCAACAUCAAAUAGAAGAAUCUCAUAAAAUAUUAAAAGAACGAUGGGAAAAAAUUGAUGCAAACACUGUGGAAUUAAACAAAGACAUUCAAAAGAUGAUGAGUGAUGCCGAUUCUUUGCGUGAUAGAUUCUAUGAGGAUUUUAAACCACAAAUUCAAUGGCUCAAGGAACUGCACAUUGAUGAUAAACCGCUAGAGAACCAUCUCUAUCCACUAGUUGCUACCAAGAAGGUCACUCAAGUACGAGUGUCUCCGAAUGCAGCACAAUCCGAUACACAACCAGAAAUUAUGCCAUUGGAGCGUGUUGACAACAAACUAGAACCAGCAGACAUUCCACCUCUUGGUCCUCUUAUAAAACCGAUACCAGACGUAGACAGCAUCGUUUAUGUUAUGAAAAAUCCUCUCAUGCCGUGGGUCAAAGGAAAGGUACAAAGUGUUAUAUCCAAAACACCAGUACACUGCCGAGUGAAAUUACUUUCAAAGAGAUACAACUCCAUGGUCAAGUCUGUAUAUGGCAAACAAUUAGCAGUAGAUGUUCUAUGCCCAGUUGUUGUACCAGUUGGAACUCGUGUAGUCGCAAUUUUUCAUGACAUUACUGGAAGUGACUAUCAUAGUGGGGUUAUUGCCGAACCACCAAAGUCUAUAAACAAAUAUAGGUACUUAAUAUUUUUUGAUGACGGAUAUGCACAGUACGUUACACACAAAAAUAUUUUUAUCGUGGCAGAAGCCUCACCACGAGUUUGGGAAGAUAUCCCUACAGAUUCUCGUGAAUUUAUUAAAAAGUAUAUGGAAUCUUAUCCCGAGAGGCCAAUGGUCAAGUUACAGACUGGUCAAAUAGUGAAAACAGAAUGGAAUGGAAAGUGGUGGGUCGCACGAGUGAAUCAACUCGAUGCAAGUUUAGUUCAAAUGCAUUUCGAUGCCGAUGGAAGGACCGAAUGGAUAUAUAGAGGAUCGGCUAGACUAGGUCCUCUUUUCAUGGAGUUACUAAAAGCUAAUGCUAGACAACAUGGUUAUCAUGCCAUCAACACUCCUAGCCGUCAUUGUCUUCCAGCCACAACUAAUAAAAAUAAUUUACCAUAUGUUGAAUAUACUUCCUUUAAUCCUGAAUUGGAUGACGAAUUAGCGCCAGUCUCAAAAUCUGAUGUGCUUCUGAAAACUUUGUUGAAUACAAGUGCAACAACGACGACUCGCAGUGUGUCCAUUACUUCUGUACCUCAACAAUCUCGUGCAGUUGCAAAAAAAAGUACAACCAAACGACCACCUAUCAGUAAUACAACAAUCCAGAACUCUGCAGAAAUUAAGCCGUCGCAUAGUAUUGUUUAUUAUCAACCGGAAAACAAAAUCAAAACGAAAAAGUACAUUCCACAUAAAUGUGGGCACGAAUGUGUCGCAGGAAUAUCGUUUACACCGGAUGAUCUUCGAGGAUAUUCUCCCCUUUCAAUUCCACUUCUCUGUGGAUGGAAUCGGCAGAUUUCCAAGUUUCAUAAGGGCAGAAAAGUGAUCCUCUAUCAAGCACCAUGUGGUGUGAGACUUCGUAACAUGGAAGAAGUACAUCAAUAUUUACGUAUUACUGGAAGUCCUAUGUCAGUGGAUCUGUUUGAUUUUGAUCAUUGGGUUAAUUGUUUAGCUGAAUUUUCUUUGGACAAAUGCUUUGUGAAGAUAAAUGAUCUGAGCUAUGGAGUUGAAAAUGUGCCAAUACCCUGUGUCAAUGAACUUGACCACGCGCUACCAGAUACAAUCAGAUAUAGUACACGAAGAGAACCAACAGAAGGUGUCAACCUCAAUGUAGAUCCUGAAUUUUUAUGUUGCUGUGAUUGUGAAGAUGACUGUCAGGACAAAUCAAAAUGUCAGUGUUGGCAACUGACAAUACAAGGUGCGACUUUAGGCGGACGAGUGCUCAAUACUGCUGUUGGAUAUGUAUACAAGAGAUUACCUGAACCGGUAAUUACAGGAAUCUACGAAUGUAAUAGCCGAUGUAAAUGUAAUAUUAAGACUUGCCUCAAUAGAGUGGUGCAGCAUCCUCUUACUUUAAAAUUACAAGUUUUUAAAACAGCACCCAGAGGAUGGGGAAUAAGGUGCCUCAAUGACAUUCCGCUUGGAUCAUUUAUUUGUAUUUAUGCUGGAAGAUUACUUACUGAACAAAGCGCUAACGAAGGAGGAAAAAAUUAUGGCGAUGAAUACCUUGCGGAAUUGGAUUAUAUAGAAGGAGUAGAAGGUAUUAAAGAAGGUUAUGAAAGCGACGUUCUGGAACCAGAAGAAGUGGAAACAAACACUACGGACGAUGAGAAAAAAUCAAAAACUGCAGAAGCCAAACGUGGUUCAUAUGAAUCAGACGAAGAUUUUAAUGUUGAUAUACCCGUGAACGUUAACGAAGCAGAAACUGCGUCUAUCAGAAAACGCUUGAGAAAACGUAAAACAGGCGAUGACAUUAGUGAAAAUGCGUCAGAGGAUCCUAACGAAGAUACAAAUAAAGCAGCAAAAGGCUCGGAUGUAUCUCAAGUAAAAUUAUCUACUAAGGAAAGCAAUCCAACGGAUGAUGAUAUUUAUACUAUAAGUGAUGAGGAAGACAGCGAAGAUCGUAGACGGGAACCAAGUAGAUUUGAUCCGGCUGUCGAACCAGCCCAAUUAGAAAGGUCAAAAUUUAAAUCGGUUAGGGAUUUCUUUGGGGUGGACGAAGCAGUAUAUAUUAUGGACGCUAAGACUACUGGAAACAUUGGACGAUACUUGAAUCACUCGUGCGAUCCGAACGUAUUUGUUCAGAAUGUAUUCGUGGAUACUCAUGACGUUCGUUUUCCUUGGGUCGCUUUUUUCGCUCAAAACUAUAUCAGAGCUGGUCAAGAAUUAACAUGGAAUUACAGCUAUGACGUCGGUAGUAUACCGGGAAAAAGUAUUAUUUGUAAAUGUGGUGCAUCUAAUUGCAGAGGUCGACUUUUAUAAAUUAAUACAAUGAUUUUAUGAUUUAAAAUAUCAAUGAAUUUGUAUACAUAAAAAUUCAUAAAGAACAAUUCAAUAAUAGUAGGAUUUAAUACUAGCUGAAGUUGACGAAUUACAUAAAUAAUGUGUCACGAUCGAAUAUAUGAAAUGUAUAAUAAAUAUCUCGAUAUUAUUUUUGGUAA
Cephus cinctus (wheat stem sawfly) is the source of this 3867-nucleotide messenger RNA. RefSeq names its product histone-lysine N-methyltransferase eggless (gene egg). Gene Ontology annotation, biological process: heterochromatin organization; negative regulation of gene expression. The transcript is spliced from 14 exons. Bases 284 to 3688 code for a protein of 1134 amino acids. Gene Ontology annotation, cellular component: nucleus. Lineage: Eukaryota; Metazoa; Arthropoda; Insecta; Hymenoptera; Cephidae. Gene Ontology annotation, molecular function: DNA binding; protein binding; zinc ion binding. The record is from RefSeq and is a predicted model, not a curated record.